UUCAACGUUUUGAGUUCCGAUCGUUCUCUCUCUACUUUCCUUGCAUCUUCUAUUCUCCCUCCUAGGGUUUUGGGUUGUCGUUCAAUACCAGGUCCAAUCGGGAGCCAUUUCGACAUCGAAGAUGGUCGCGUUGAAGAGCUCCGAGAACGUGAUCUUCCAGGUGGAUUGUGUGGCGAUGGAGGCACAAAAUAUGGUUAUUCUUUUACCGAACGUUAUGGGUGAGACCCUUGCAAGGGUUAUUCAGUACUGCGACAGGCACGCUAACGCGGAGACCGCGGCGGAAGAACUUCAGAAUUUUGAUGCCGAGUUCGUCGAUGUGGAUCUGUGCACGCUGCUCGGGCUUUUACUGGUAUCAUUCACGAAAGAUAGAGAAUUAAGCUUAUGUGACAAGGCUGGUUUUGUGGACAUAAUGGAAGUUCGAGGCUGCAGUAGUAAUGGCUGUGGCCAUCACCGCCACUGCUAGCAGGAUGAACACAACGGCUCCAUCCAAUGCCAGCAAUAAGAACUGAUGGAUAUGUGAUAUUAAGGAGAGUUGCUAGUGCUUUAAUGGGAGUGAAUUAUGAGAGAUCGAUGGUGAGGUAUUGAUAGAAAAAUUUGUAGUUCAGGAUGCACAUGGGGUUGUAUUAUCAGUAGCCGACAAGAAAUUAAGUAAACAAAAGUUAGGCUUAAUCGUAUGUUUAAAUUGAUUUAAGUUUUGUGGAAGUUGGAAAAUGUUAUAUAGAUUUGGAAAA
Molecule: messenger RNA, 731 nt
Organism: Diospyros lotus (date-plum)
Lineage: Eukaryota; Viridiplantae; Streptophyta; Magnoliopsida; Ericales; Ebenaceae
Product: SKP1-like protein 1
Exons: 2
Coding region: 122-463 (113 amino acids)
Biological process (GO): SCF-dependent proteasomal ubiquitin-dependent protein catabolic process
Cellular component (GO): nucleus; cytoplasm
Molecular function (GO): cullin family protein binding
Source: RefSeq, a predicted model, not a curated record